This is a messenger RNA of Penaeus vannamei (Pacific white shrimp), 2750 nucleotides long. Its product is annotated as lysM and putative peptidoglycan-binding domain-containing protein 3. The record is from RefSeq and is a predicted model, not a curated record. Lineage: Eukaryota; Metazoa; Arthropoda; Malacostraca; Decapoda; Penaeidae.
AGGGAUCUCGAGUUAUGGGAAAGUAGAAGUGAGCUAAGAAAGCUUUAGUUUUUUUUUUACCUAAGAGCAGGUGUCGACCCUGACGUUGGAUAUGUGACUUAAAGAUGAGUUCUUCCGUUUGGAAUGGACGGGCGGGUGGAUAUUCUUCACACAAGAAUUACAAGUACAGACGUCUUUCCAGCGCUGAGAAUGGAGCCGGCAACGGGUACAUUUCAUGCGAAGAGGACGAGGAGGAGAUAUUCACAUCACAUGCCGUUGAGCUGAAGAAGAUUGUAAGGAAGUCUGACGGUCAGGAGAAGAAAGACUCAUCCGGCAGCAGCCCAGUUAGGUUCGUUUCUGAACAUGAGCAGCUGAUUGACAGACCCAUACAAAGUGGAGAGACGCUCAGGAGCAUAUCUCUGAAGUACAGAAUUCCGAUGUCAGAAUUGAAGAGAAUAAACAAGAUCUUCCAAGAGAAUGAAUUCUUUGCCUUAAACUCUCUGAAGAUUCCGGUGAAACCCAACUCGGUUUUGGCGGAAAUGCUUGAUGAAGAGAGCAAGCAGAGGCAGGAGAACGUUGCUAGUACUCGAGCUGCAGUAUUGGGCACAAGGAGUGUCAGCAGCUGCAGUGAGUAUGAGAGUGACUCUGAGAUGCAUGUAGGCUACAUCAGCAUUAACCGCAUAUUGAAAGAUACACGCACCAAGAAGGAUGCCAAGAGGUUCCUGGACAAUAUGAAGCGAGACUUGGCCCAGAUCCGUGAAAAGACCAGCACGUACAAGGAGUCUCUAGAUGAAGCUGCGGCUACCCUCACGGACCUGCGGUUUCGCCCCUUGGAGCAGCCAGACAAGUGUGAGGGAGCUGAUUGGGGUAUCAGCUGGUGGAAGAUGAUGGUGGCAGCAGCCAUCCUCCUGAUUGGGAUUCCUUUGCUUUUCUUCUGGUAUUCAAAUCACAGUAGCUAAGGCUUUCGUGAUAGACGGAGAAGGAGGAAGAGAGGACUUCGAAGAACUCAGGAGCACUGAAGAGCUUAGCAGAGUAAGCUCCUCAUCAGACUUUUUAGAAACGAUCUUUUCUGGUUUCUUCCUUUUCUUACUCUUCAUUUAUCUUGAUUUAUCUCCAGUGUUUACAUUUUUGAGGAACAAACAGGUUUAUCAUUAUUUCAUCCAUGAAACAAAGGGAAACCUUAAUAUGUACUUUGUUGUGUGUUGUAUGGCCUACAGAUGGAACAAGCCAAUAAUUUCAGCAAAUAUUAUUCCACUUUGUGUUCAAGAGGUUGAUUCAAACAAAUUGUAUGUUUGGGGGAAAAGAUAACUUUAUGGAUGUUCAUUGCAACAUUUUUUUUUUCUAAAAAUUUUGCAUUAUUAGAAGUGCAUUUAUUUAUUACUGUUGUUAUUGUUAUGUCUCUCUCCACUUUUAUUAUGUACUAUAAAUCUUUUCCUGAACAGACUUUCAAAAUAAUUUUAAAUUUAACAAAUAAUAUGUCCCCUUAAUUGACUGUUGCAUCAGAGAAUACAAUUGAAUAUUGAUGCCAAAGUGCAAAUUGCUGCCAGAUGAAUUGAAUAUGAUGGCUGCUUGUGUGAGUAUGAGAAAUUAUGAGAGAUUAUGAAGACCAUGUUGUAUGUGAUAUUUUUCUGUAGCUUUCAAGGUUACAAGAAGAUAUGACUCGGUGAUUUCUAGUUUUGAUAUUAGGAAUUUUAUUUGAUUCCAGAACAUCAAUAAUGGUGAAUGUUGACCUGUUGAUGCCAAGGUAACAUGUACACAUACCCUGUCCACUUUGAUUUUAUUUUUUUAUUAGUAUUUUUUUUUCAUGUGUAGAUGCCUCCAUGUGUUUAGUCAUGUAGGAGUCAAUUACUAGGCAUAUCUGAUCUUACUUAUUAACUGUAUUCCUUUAAUUUUGAAAAGUGUAUAUUCCUAUAACUACAGGUAUUGUUAGAAAUGUUAACCCUCUUAUGAUGGGGCCAGAAUUUUCUGUGGCGUAAUAAUUAUGCAACAGUAUAGCCUUUCAGGCCGGACGUGUGCUGUGUACAGCUGGCCCAUCUGCUCGAUUGCUAGAGUGAGUUAGGACAUGUAUACGUGUCAUACGUCAUGAUGGCUAUAGGCAUGCCCAUCACUAAGGGGUUAGAUAAUGAUAAUAUCAAUGAUGAUAAUGAUAAUAGUAAUGUAAAGAACAAUAAUUAUUAGAAAUUAGAAAAUUGAAUAUCCAAGAAAUGGGGUAAACCAGACCAACCAGGCAGGCGUAGUGAUUGACUCCUUGCAAGCUAAGUGCUCAUGAAACCACUUAUAUAUACACAAAAUAGGCAAAACAAGACUACAGUGGACAGUUCAUGUACUCAGCACCAAUAGGUUAAUGCAGGACUGUUUUAUAGUGCUGUUGUUACUAUAUUUAUAGAUUUUAAGAUAUUGUUAUGAUAAUGUUUUUCUAAAAGUACUGUACAUCAUUUCCAAUUAUUUCCAUUAUUUUAUUAUUAUUUUUAAAUUUUUUCUUUCUUUCUUUUUUUAAAUUAUUAUUGAUAUUAAUUGUUAUAGAAGAGCAUUGUGUUUUUGCAGAGGUAUUUAAGAGAGCCUGUUUUGUGAAUGGUAUUAUUACUAUUAUUAUUUUUUAUUUAUUAUUCAUCAGUAUGUUGUUGGUAUUAUGAUAAGCAUCACUUUUUUUUUUUGGCAGAAAAUAUUAAGAUAAGUCUCAAGAUUGUCAUAAAUGUCCUGUUUUCUUAUUUAUUCUUUUGCGGUGAAGAGAAGGUGCUCUGAAUGUAUCCAAAUAUAUUUUUUUCGAAUUA